Messenger RNA from Annulohypoxylon maeteangense, 1192 nucleotides. RefSeq lists its product as uncharacterized. Lineage: Eukaryota; Fungi; Ascomycota; Sordariomycetes; Xylariales; Hypoxylaceae. The record is from RefSeq and is a predicted model, not a curated record. The coding region runs from base 180 to 806 and encodes 208 amino acids. The transcript has 3 exons.
GGCUAUAUUCAAAAUAUAUUGAUAUUGACCCAGUUCUAUGGGAUCUUAAAUAUGUGCCUGCUUCAAUUAUCUAGGUAGGUAGGUACCUACCCACCUCUGUUUUGAUUCUUGUCUGAAAUCAUUUAUAUCAAUGCUGUUCCAUAUACCGUCUGCGAUACAGUUUAGUAGAGAAAUUGGAAAUGAAACAACUCAACGUUUCGAUUCUCUUGAUGCUCGGCCAUCUGUUGAGAUUUUCUGCAGCGGGAUUUCAAAAUGAAUUUAACGACAUCACUCGUGGAUCUGAUCUCUUAUUGAAGUGGGAUCCGAUCAAUUCGACCGACUAUCCCCUUGUAGUCCACUCCCGGCUCAUCAACCAGACCAGUCAAUACGGGGCAAAUUCGUUAGAGGUUAACAUCACAAUUGGGCUCAAUGCUUCCUCAUUUAUGUGGAAAAAUAUUCCAUAUCCGCUCCCAUAUCUCGAAACGGCUAAAUAUGAAGUAGAAGUGUGGCCUCGGGAUUGGGGGCAAUCGAAGGCAUCGGUUUCGGCUUUUGCUUCCUCUUCAUAUUUCACAGUCUCUCAAUCAGAGGAAGCUGAGAUAACGGAUAGUCUGGGAAGCCCCUUUAAUGAGACGAUAAUCAUACCAUCCAAACCCACGACUCAACCAACUUCCAAAGGAGGAAUUAAUAACAAUACCGCAAUCGCAGCCGGAUUGGUAGUGCCUAUCGUGGUGCUACUCGCUAUCUUCGGGUUCGUGUUGACGCAACAACGACAGAAGAGAAUCCUCGAGGAAAAAAGGAAACAGAGGGAGGACCUCUAUAUCGAUUGAAUACACUACACGGCGGAAAUAGUCCCUCUCAUGAUAUGGAAGAUCGCUGCGUAGAAGCAGACUUAAAUGAUAAUACCGCAGCAAUCAUCCUAGGUCAACUCCAACUUUUAACGUUAUCUGGUACCUACCUAGGUAUUUAGUGUUCGUUGUUUGGAAAGUAUUUCGGGAGCUGGGGGUGAUCAUGAUUGACAAUUGGGUGGGUUGAAAUUAUAGAAGAGAUGAAGAGGGAGCUGGACUGCUGGGUUUCCACGAACAUAAAAUACUAGAAAAAGCCCACUUUUAGAGGCAUAUUAAUCGACAUAAGAGGAAUAACAGGACUUAUAAUGUCGUUAUUACAUAUAUUAGCUUUUCUAGGCGAAAACUGCCUCCGUCCUUGAUACCUAUAA